Molecule: messenger RNA, 2140 nt
Organism: Strongylocentrotus purpuratus (purple sea urchin)
Lineage: Eukaryota; Metazoa; Echinodermata; Echinoidea; Camarodonta; Strongylocentrotidae
Product: probable gamma-butyrobetaine dioxygenase
Exons: 15
Coding region: 169-1578 (469 amino acids)
Biological process (GO): carnitine biosynthetic process
Cellular component (GO): mitochondrion
Molecular function (GO): oxidoreductase activity
Source: RefSeq, a predicted model, not a curated record
UAGCCUUCAUGCGACAUUCGCAAUCUACACAUUGAUGCAAGCCUCGGUGGAUUUUGCUCUCAGCUAGCCGAGCUCAGGUGGUGCAUACAAAUAAGAAUAAUUCUACACAGAUAAGUCACGAGGUGUCUCGGUGGUUCUAAAGGUAAAGGCUCUCUAGCUCAAUGGGCCAUGGCUUGGGCAAGGAAGUGUAUUGCUAGGAGUUCACUGCUUACGAAGCAUAUAUGUAGACUGCCUGGAAGGCAAGUCCAACAAUGUAUUUGGGCUAGAGAAUGGCAUGGAUUUGGUAUAAGACAUCAUGAUGAAAUGAGACGGUGGCUGCCAAGCUUCACUAACACAAGAUGGAAUCAUGCUUCGGGUGUGGAGCCAGCAGAAAAAUUGAACCCCAGCUUCAUCAUUGAGCAACUGAGUUCUGACAAUGAUAACAAGGUUCUAAAAGUCACAUGGUCUGAUGGUUCAGUGAGUAGAUAUAAUACAUCAUGGUUGAGGAUGAAUUGUCAAUGCAGUGCAUGUAAACAGCCCGAUUCAGGUCAAACGUUAGUCACAGUCACAGACUUUCCUGCUCAACUCACAAUACACUCAUCUUCUCACCAACAUAAUUCAAGUUCUAUAGCAAUAAACUUCAAUGAAGAAUCUAAUCACCAGUGCACCCUCCCUGUCUCAUGGUUAAAGCAGCACAGUUACUCCCCGGCUGACCUAGAGGUCAAAGCAAGGUUACGAGAUGUCAAAUAUCUAGAUAGUGCCAUUGGAUCUUUCAGAUGCGAAGAUGUCAGGAAUUCCGAAGGUGACUUAUUUGAGUGGCUUGAUCAUCUGAAUACAUUUGGGAUCACCAUUUUAAAGAACGUCCCUGUGUGUCCUGAAUCGGUGACAAAGGUUGCCAAUAUGAUCGGACCAGUGACAGAGACUUUAUAUGGACAUACGUUUGAUGUGCAGACGGAGGACAAACCUAUCAACGUAGCGUACAGCUCGGUAGGCCUGGGCUUUCAUGUAGACUUGGCCUAUUACGAGUCUCCACCCGGUCUCCAGCUUCUUCACUGCUUGCAGUUUGAUGACAUGGUGUUAGGUGGAGAGAGUAUUUUCCUAGAUGGCUUCUGUAUUGCUGAGGAAUUCAGAGAGAAAUUCCCCCAUCAUUUUGAGACUCUAACGAGGGUACCAGCCACUUUCCAAAAAUUUCACUUUGAAAGAGCUAAUCCAGCAGCAUACAUCUACCAGAGACCACAUAUCAAUGUAAACAGAACAGGCCAGAUAACUGCAGUUACAUGGUCCCCACCAUUUGAAGGUCCCCUCGCCGUACCUGAGGAGGAUGUAGAACCAUAUUAUGAGGCCUAUAGAGAAUUUAGUACUCAGUUAGAAACAUCAAAUAAAGUGGUUUCCUAUAGGUUGCAGCAAGGAGAUUGUGUUAUCUUUAACAACAGGAGAAUAUUCCAUGGUAGAAUGCAAUUCCAGCAGAAUGGUGGCGUUAGACAUCUAAAGGGAUGUUAUGUGAAUAUUGAUGACUUCCGUAGCAAGGUCCAGUAUCUUCACGAGAAGAGAGGCCUGGGGCAGCUUGCUAAGCGCGUUGGUAACCAGUGUAUGUUCUAAACCUCAUGUAAUUGUUUUAGAAAUAUUAACAUAGAGGAGCUGAGGAUUUGAAAGGGUAAUUUGAAGUGAUUAAUAUGUAUCAUAUUCUGAGUUUGUUUUUAUAUCACUCCAAGUCUGAGAAAAUUAUGUGAUUCUUUGCAGAGUUGGACCUGUUUGCAGUUGCUUUGUAAAUUUGAAAUUAAUUUCACAGUUUGUACUCAAACUUGGUGUUAACCUGCAGUAUUUAUAAGGUAUUAUUGUUUUUGUCCAUAGACUUUGGAUAUAUUUUGGUUAAGGAUGAUUUUCAAAUUAUUGGACAAUUGCAAGUGUAUUCCAAAUCAUUUUUUAAAUUGUUUAUUUCCUUCAUAUAGAACCUUUAUUAAUUUUUUUUUUAGGGGGGGGGGGGUGGGUAGUAGCUGUGAUACAUCAAAGAGUAUCAUGUAAAUGAAAUUGUGUUUGUUUUUCUUCUAUUGUUAUCAUAGAUUCAAUUUAUUUGCUUCAUUUGUCUCUCUGUCUUUUUCUUGAUAUUGUGAUAUUUGAAAAAGCAUACCAGGGGGGUGUUUCACAAAGAUCCUAAGUAGAA